AUGAAUUUAACUUCACAUAUCAAGUCCCACACAAAUACUGAGGAUUCUCAACAACAUAAAAUUCGAGUUAUUGCCUUUGACUAUGGUAAAGUAAGUGGUGUAUUAUUCCAUGAUGGAAAACAGCGAGCAGUAGAUAAACUGAAAAAAGAACAUGGAUAUGAUGGGGAUAUUAUUUGGAAACUUAUGACUAGUCCUGAAUCAUGGGAUCUAAGACGAGGCAACAUUUGUAGUAAUGAUUUUUGGAAAUGGGCACAAGAACAAUUACCAAAAGGUUAUGAUUCACAGCUUAUAUGUGAUACAUGGUGCAAUGAAUAUAUAAUGGAUAAAGAUAUAUUAGAUUUACUUCGACGACUUAAAGGACAUAAUUAUCGUAUUAUAUCUUAUACAGAUGGUAUUCCUGAACGAGUAGAAUAUCUUGAAAAUAAAUAUCAUUUUCGACAUUAUUUCGAUGCAGAAGUACAGAGUUCUGAUUGGCAAGCUGUUAAAACAGAUGAAGCAUUUGCUCAAGCUCUUCUAAAAACAGCAGAAUGUGAGACAGAUCCCGAUGCAUUAUUACUGAUUGAUGAUCAAGAAGAUGAAGUUCAACAUGUAAAAAAACUUGGUGCUAAUGUCAUACUUUACAAAACAGGGUUUCUUAACGAACUAGUUAAUGCUCUACGAAAUAUUGGAAUUCAAUGCUAG
Molecule: messenger RNA, 681 nt
Organism: Adineta steineri
Lineage: Eukaryota; Metazoa; Rotifera; Eurotatoria; Adinetida; Adinetidae
Source: the annotation of a GenBank genome assembly